UAGCGGGAUGUGCGGCAGUUUCAGUCGACGCGACGACAGUGUUCUUCAGCAGGUGAGACGAGAGGAGAGUCAGGACAGUCUUUGUUUUACGGGGCAACACUGAGUGAGUGGAUCCAGCAGCGAUGUCCUCCAGACCCAAUGGGAGUCCACCUCCCUAUGAGGCCGAGGGAUAUAAUGAAGGCCCUCAGCCGGCCUAUUCUUACUAUCCCGAUGAUGAGUUCCAGCAUUUCUACCGCUGGACGUCUCCGCCGGGCAUCCUCAAAAUCAUGGCCAUCAUCGUCAUUGUGAUGUGCGUCGCCAUCUUUGCUUGUGUGGCCUCCACUCUGGCCUGGGACACUCAGGGAGGCCUGUCUGGCUUUGGCGGCAUCGGCGGAAGCUACGGCGGAAGCUACGGCGGAAGCUACGGCGGGGGAUACGGCGGAGGCUACGGGGCAAAUUACGGCACUGGUACGUUUGGAGGAGGUGGGUACGGAGCUGGAAACAACUAUGGCUACUCAAACCUCGGAGGGAACUACAACGACCCCCGGUCAGGCAAAGGGUUCAUCAUUGCCAUGGCGGCCAUCACCUUCAUCGCGUGCCUGGUCGUCUUUAUCAUCAUCGUAUCCCACCAGAGCCUCUCGGAGAGCAGGAGGUUCUACCUCGCAGUUAUGAUCAUCUGUGCCAUCUUGGCUCUGCUCAUGAUGAUCGCCGCCAUAGUCUACUUAAUGGCAGUGAACCCCAUGGCCCAGUCUUCAGGAUCAGUCUACGGCAACCAGAUCGCUGGACUGUGUGCCCAGUACCAGCGGCCUCAGACUACAGGCAUGUUCGUCAAUCAGUACUUGUACCACUACUGCGUGGUGGAGCCACAGGAGGCCAUUGCUGUGGUCUUGGGCUUCCUGGUCGCCAUCGCGCUGAUCAUCAUGCUCGUCUUUGCUCUGAAGACGCGCCAGAAAAUUAGGAACUACGGCAAGAGCAACAUUCUGUGGAAGAGAGUGAAGGUUAUUGACGAGACAGCGCCACCUCAUGAUGUAGAGGCAUGGGUUAACAAUGUGUCCGUUCCCGCUGAAGAGCUCCCAAUGGCAGACUACCCCGAGAAGCUGAGAGGCUCCAGGAGCCACCUGGAUGACGAGAGCACCAACUAUGACAAGCCGCCCUACAACUACACACCACAGCCUCCAGUGGAACAUGACGUGCCUCUGAAUAAUGGAGUUCCUUACAGCAGUAACUCUGAGGUGGCCAGCUCUGCUGGACGGCCCAAAAAGAGGCGCCCGGGUCGACCUCGUCGCGCCGACGGACAGGACUACGACACCGACUAUAACUCGUCAGGAGACGAGCUGGACGACGACGAAUUUGACAGGGAAUUUCCUCCGAUAACAAACGACGCCGAUCGCAACGACUACAAGCGCGAAUUCGACCGCGAACACCAGGAGUACAAGGACCUGCAGGCGGAGCUGGACACCGUUAACAAGAACCUGUCCGAUGUGGACAGAGAGCUGGACGGGCUGGAGGAGGGAAGUCCACAGUUCCUGGACGCCUUGGAUGAGUACAACAGGAUAAAGAACUUCAAAAAGUCUGCAGAUUACCAGAUGAAGAAGCGCAGGUGUAAAUAUCUGAAGUCCAAACUCAACCACAUCAAGAAGUUGGUGAGCGAUUAUGACCGCAGGGCCUGAACAAAGAUCUGCGAGGAUUAUAUUCCUGUCUGAGUUUGGACUGUUACACCACUGUGGGGGGGCGGGGGGCACAGCGGCGCUGGUCUGCAUCAAACACAGAAACUACAUGGGUCUGUUUGAGCUGUAGAAUAUUUAGCAAAGGUUGUUUGUACUUUGGAAGGACACAGCGCCGAUAUUCUGUCCCGUAUUAAGCCGCUGUUUGUAUUAUGAGCCUCACACGACACACAUUAGUUACUGUUAUAUGUAUUUAUUUUACUAAAUGUGAUCUUAAUGGAACAGUAGAUGACUUCUGCUACUUUGUUGUGGAGUUUUUAAAUUGCUCUUAUUACUCUUUUUUUUUUUUUUAAUACUCUUACUGUUAUUUUUUUAAGGAGCAGCAUAAACAUGUAAAUAUGUGGGAAACACUUUGUUUUUAAUGUUUUUAGCAGUUUAUGGAAAUAAGUUGACCGUGUCUUUCAUAUGAGUGUGCAUGUUGGACGAAUAUUGAUGUACAUCGACAGUGAUUUGUAAUGUUUUUAUUAGAAUAAAAUCAUUUCUCAUA
This is a messenger RNA of Solea senegalensis (Senegalese sole), 2190 nucleotides long. It is a transcript of the gene oclna, whose product is annotated as occludin a. The record is from RefSeq and is a predicted model, not a curated record. Gene Ontology annotation, cellular component: apical plasma membrane; bicellular tight junction; cytoplasmic vesicle. Gene Ontology annotation, biological process: bicellular tight junction assembly. The transcript has 9 exons. NCBI's taxonomy places the organism in Eukaryota, Metazoa, Chordata, Actinopteri, Pleuronectiformes, Soleidae. Bases 123 to 1649 code for a protein of 508 amino acids.